This is a messenger RNA of Cynara cardunculus var. scolymus (artichoke), 600 nucleotides long. Its product is annotated as non-specific lipid-transfer protein 1-like. Gene Ontology annotation, biological process: lipid transport. Gene Ontology annotation, cellular component: membrane. Gene Ontology annotation, molecular function: lipid binding. The coding region runs from base 66 to 425 and encodes 119 amino acids. The record is from RefSeq and is a predicted model, not a curated record. NCBI's taxonomy places the organism in Eukaryota, Viridiplantae, Streptophyta, Magnoliopsida, Asterales, Asteraceae. The transcript has 2 exons.
CACAUCCAAACCAUUAGCCACUAUACCUUUAAACAAGCUCUUUCUCUUUUCCCUUCUAAUCAACAAUGGCGGCUAUGCUUAUGAAGAUGUCUUGUGCGUUGGUGUUUGUGAUGGUUGUGGUGGCGAUGUGGUCGCCGGAGGUGGAGGCAGUGACAUGUGGUGAAGUCGUGAGCGCCGUCGCACCGUGUCUUGGGUACCUGAGGAACGGUGGUGCUCCGCCAAGGGUGUGUUGUAAUGGGGUUAGAGGGAUUAGAAACAAAGCAAGAACCACCGGCGAUCGGAAAACCAUCUGCAAUUGUUUGAAGAGUGCUUCUUCGUCUUACCGUGGUGUUAGCGGGAAUUAUGCCGCGAGUCUCCCCGGAAAAUGUGGUAUCAACUUCCCUUACAAGAUCAGCCCAUCCACCGACUGCAACAGGAUCCAGUGAAGAAGCAAAGGAGGAAAGAGGCACAGAAUAAGACCCACAAAAGUCUCUUCUUAAUUUGGUGCAUUUGCAAUUGAUUAGUGAUGAUGUCGGCUUUAAAAUCUAGGACUAUGUAAUAUGAAAACAUUCGUACAAGUAUGAAUAAAGUGAUAUUAUCGUUUUUAAAUUUAUCUGAAAA